CUCUCUAUUCUCUUUAUAUAUACAUAUAUAUUUAACUUAUUAUAAAUCAUAAAACAAGCCAUAGAAAACCACAACCUUUAACAUCAGCAUCAAUAAAUCCUCUCAUAUGAACCGCAGCCUUUGUCGGAGGCGACGUCGGAAAUUAAAUAAUUUUUCUUGAGAAUAUCUUCUUUCAAACCAUCCAUCCACCCUUCUCCUCCUCUCUCCCAUCGUCUUUGAACUUGACGUAAAAUGUUGUAUAGAAAAUUCGAGGCUCCCCGUCACGGUCACUUGGGUUUCUCCCCUCGCAAGAGAACCAGAUCCCACCGCGGUAGAGUCAAGGCUUACCCCAAGGAUGACUCCAAGAAGCCCGUCCACCUUACCGCCUUCUUGGGUUACAAGGCUGGUAUGACCCACAUUGUCCGCGAUCUCGAGCGUCCCGGAUCCAAGAUGAACAAGAAGGAGAUCGUCGAGGCCGUCACCGUCAUCGAAGCUCCCCCCAUGGUCAUCAUCGGUGUUGUCGGUUACGUCGAGACUCCCCGUGGUCUCCGCUCCUUGACCACCGUCUGGGCCGAGCACUUGUCUGAGGAGGCCAAGCGUCGCUUCUACAAGAACUGGUACCGCUCCAAGAAGAAGGCUUUCACCAAGUACGCCAAGAAGUACUCUGAGGGAGCCAAGGAUGUCACCCGUGAACUCGAGCGCAUCAAGAAGUACUGCUCCGUCGUCCGUGUCAUUGCCCACACCCAGGUUGGCAAGGCCAGACUCGGCCAGAAGAAGGCUCACCUUUCCGAGAUCCAGCUCAACGGUGGUAACGUCUCCCAGAAGGUUGACUGGGCUCGCGAGCACUUUGAGAAGGAGGUUACUGUUGGCUCUAUCUUCGAGCAGGAUGAGAUGAUUGAUGUUAUCGGUACCACCAAGGGUCACGGUUUCGAGGGUGUUACCCACCGUUGGGGUACUAAGAAGCUUCCUCGCAAGACCCAUCGUGGUCUCCGCAAGGUCGCCUGUAUUGGUGCCUGGCAUCCUUCCCGUGUCAUGUACUCCGUUCCCCGUGCUGGUCAGCGCGGUUACCAUCGCCGUACUGAGAUGAACAAGAAGAUCUACCGCAUUGCCACCGGUUCCGACAAGAAGUCCGGUUCUACCGAGUACGAUGUCACCGAGAAGGUCAUCACCCCCAUGGGUGGUUUCCCCCACUACGGUGAGGUCAACGAGGACUUCGUCAUCCUCAAGGGUUCCGUCUCUGGUGCCAAGAAGAGAGUCUUGACCCUCCGCAAGUCCUUGACCGUCCACACCAAGCGUUCCGCUCUCGAGAAGGUUACCCUCAAGUUCAUCGAUACUUCUUCCAAGUUCGGUCACGGUCGUUUCCAGACCCCCGCCGAGAAGGCUCAGUUCUUGGGUCCCCUCAAGAAGGAUCUUUAAUUGUGUCGUUGAUACGUUUAAUAAUAAUAAAUAUGAGAAAUAUCAUACUGUACAAAGCAUAGUAAAGCAAACAAGCAUUCAUCAUUUUUUAAAUCUU
Molecule: messenger RNA, 1492 nt
Organism: Phycomyces blakesleeanus NRRL 1555(-)
Lineage: Eukaryota; Fungi; Mucoromycota; Mucoromycetes; Mucorales; Phycomycetaceae
Exons: 3
Coding region: 232-1395 (387 amino acids)
Biological process (GO): translation; ribosomal large subunit assembly
Cellular component (GO): ribosome; cytosolic large ribosomal subunit
Molecular function (GO): RNA binding; structural constituent of ribosome
Source: RefSeq, a predicted model, not a curated record